AUGGAGGUUCAAGAAAAAGACGAAGGAAGCCUUGUGAGGUCUUUGAAGGAUCUUUUUGCCGGCGCUGUUGGUGGUAUCGCGCAGGUGUUGAUCGGCCAGCCGUUCGAUAUUGUCAAAGUGCGCCUUCAAACCACCAGUCAAUACUCUAAUGCACUUGAUGCUGCUGCCCAAAUUUACAAAAACGAAGGCGCCCUCGCUUUUUACAAGGGAACAUUGACUCCACUCGUCGGUAUUGGUGCUUGCGUGUCAAUCCAAUUCGGUGCAUUUCACGAAGCUCGUCGCCGCAUUGCCGAGUAUAAUGCCGUGAAGCACCCACAACGCAAGGAACUCACAUACGGCCAGUACUACCUUGCCGGUGCAGCUGCAGGUCUUGCCAAUUCUGUCAUCUCGGGUCCCAUUGAACAUGUGAGGAUCCGUCUUCAGACUCAGCCACAUGGUGAUGCAAGGCUUUAUAAUGGCCCACUGGACUGUAUCAAGAAGCUUGUUGCUACUGGGGGCAUCAGGCACGGGCUUUACAGAGGGGAGAUGGUCACAAUCCUUAGGGAGGCCCAGGCAUACGGUGUUUGGUUUUUGACGUUCGAGUACUUGAUGAAUAUGGAAUCAAGGAAGGUCAGCCGUGAGGACAUCCCGGCGUGGAAGAUUGCACUGUAUGGUGGGCUUGCUGGAGAGGCGCUUUGGCUGUUGGGCGACGACAAAAUCUAUAAGAGCAUGACAGAUUGCUUCAGGAAGGUGUGGCAGAAGGAGGGAAUGAGGGGUUUUUGGAAAGGAUUGGGACCGACUUGCCUAAGAGCUAUGCCGGUGUCUGCAGGGACUUUCUUUGUGGUUGAAAUGACAAUGAGAGCCAUCAAAUAG
Messenger RNA from Morchella importuna, 852 nucleotides. RefSeq lists its product as uncharacterized. Gene Ontology annotation, molecular function: L-ornithine transmembrane transporter activity. Gene Ontology annotation, biological process: mitochondrial L-ornithine transmembrane transport. Lineage: Eukaryota; Fungi; Ascomycota; Pezizomycetes; Pezizales; Morchellaceae. The record is from RefSeq and is a predicted model, not a curated record. The transcript has 5 exons. Bases 1 to 852 code for a protein of 283 amino acids.